This is a messenger RNA of Ipomoea triloba (trilobed morning glory), 1319 nucleotides long. RefSeq names its product ethylene-responsive transcription factor ERF062. Gene Ontology annotation, biological process: regulation of DNA-templated transcription. Lineage: Eukaryota; Viridiplantae; Streptophyta; Magnoliopsida; Solanales; Convolvulaceae. Gene Ontology annotation, molecular function: DNA-binding transcription factor activity; DNA binding. The transcript has a single exon. The record is from RefSeq and is a predicted model, not a curated record. The coding region runs from base 61 to 1296 and encodes 411 amino acids.
UCAUAUUCUAUCAUCAAAACCUCAGAGAAAUCGAUCACUCAAAAUCCAGAAAAACCCUUCAUGCAGAAAGAAAUCCCAGCUUGUUCUAAAGAAAUGGCAGCUUCAGGAUCACCAUUUUCCGGCGUCUUUUGCAGUCCGAAUGAGACCGCACAUUCGUCACCGGAGCGUUUCGUUUCGAGCUCAGACUCCAACUCCUCAGCAGAUGAGACUUCCAAUAAUUUCUCCGAUUUCGCGACGAUAUCAGAUCAUCAGGUGGCGAUGAAUGAACACGAUCACACUCGUUCGUUACCUCACGGCGGCCUGAGUUUUUCCGAUCAGGCGGCGGCCGGAAUCCCAUUGAAUUUUCUUGAAUCUUUCCCGUCCUCAGUGACAAAUGCUCCGUCUUCUUCGUCUUUAUCUCAGUCAAAUUUCCCGAAUUUGGGGCUGUUUUUGCAGCAGCCUUCAAUAGUGGAAACGCCCAAAAAGCCUUCUUCUUCUCCAUCUUCAUCAUUCACAAAUUUCAACAAUCCUUCUUCUUCUUCUUCUUCGUCAUCUUCAUCAUACACAAAUUUCAACAAUUUUUUGUUCCCUGUAUCCCAGCUCCGGCCCUCGGCCGAGAGCUGGGCGAGAAUGAAUCAGACAUUGACGAGUUACUCAUCAUCGUCAAAGGGGUUCAGUGAUUUCUGGCUUAGCAACACCAGAACUCAGCCGAUGAAACACACGGGGAGAAGAACGCCGGCGGAGACGCAGGCGUCGCCGCCGGGGAAGCUGUUCCGGGGAGUGCGGCAGAGGCAUUGGGGGAAAUGGGUGGCGGAGAUUCGGCUGCCGCGGAACCGGACUAGGGUUUGGCUGGGGACGUUCGACACGGCGGAGGAGGCGGCGUUUGCGUACGACACGGCGGCGUAUAUGCUCCGGGGAGACUACGCCCACCUCAACUUCCCAGAUUUGAAGCACCGCCUCAGAGAUAACUGCCUCAACGGCAACACGGCGGCGCUCCUCGAGGCCAAAUUGCGAUCCAUAUCACAAGGGACGGCCGCCGGGGCUACCAAGAAGGCUAAUACUAAUACUAAUACUAAUAAUAAUAAUGAGAAGAUGAUUAAAGAUUCUCCGGCUAAUGUGAAACCGUUAUUGGUGAAUGAAAGUUCGAGUGUAGUGACGUGGACACAAAACGCAGUGACGCCGGCGGGGGAGAUCGCGGCGGAGAAGAAGAAGGAAGAGGCGGCGGCGGCGGAGAAUGAGGGAGGUUUUCAGCUGAGUAGAAUGCCGUCUUUAGAUAUGGAUACCAUCUGGGCUGAACUCCUAGUCUCUGAUUCAUGACUGCAACUUCUCUUUCUCCAUCA